This is a messenger RNA of Coprinopsis cinerea okayama7#130, 597 nucleotides long. Its product is annotated as small nucleolar RNP protein. NCBI's taxonomy places the organism in Eukaryota, Fungi, Basidiomycota, Agaricomycetes, Agaricales, Psathyrellaceae. The coding region runs from base 1 to 597 and encodes 198 amino acids. The transcript is spliced from 5 exons. Gene Ontology annotation, molecular function: box H/ACA snoRNA binding. The record is from RefSeq and is a predicted model, not a curated record. Gene Ontology annotation, biological process: ribosome biogenesis; snoRNA guided rRNA pseudouridine synthesis. Gene Ontology annotation, cellular component: box H/ACA snoRNP complex.
AUGAGUCGCGGUGGAGGUUCAAGAGGCUUUUCAAGAGGCGGAGGACGAGGUGGUGGACGACCUGGAGGAUUCCAGAAUGCGGGACCCCCAGACCAGGUUCUGGAAAUGGGAUCGUUCAUCCACGCCGUUGAAGGCGAAAUGCUCUGCUCAUCACUAAUGCCCGACAAAGUCCCCUACUUCAACGCCCCCAUUUACCUCCAAAACAAAUCCCUCAUCGGCAAAGUCGACGAAAUCCUUGGUCCUAUAAACGAGGUUUACUUUUCGAUCAAGAUGGAGAACGGGGUCAUUGCAAGCAGCUUUAAGAAGGGUGACAAGGUGUAUAUUGGAGGCGACAAGUUGCUGCCUAUUGAAAGGUUCUUGCCCAAACCCAAGGCACCGCCUGGUGUUAAGAGUAAGUUUAGCCAGGCCGUGGAGGAGCAGGUGGACGAGGUCGGGGUGCACCGAGAGGACGGGGCGGUCCAAGGGGAGGAGGUCGGGGUGGGUUUGGUGGGCGUGGAGGCGGAGCCGGAGGUCGUGGAUUUGGUGGAGGACGAGGAGGAGGACGAGGAGGGUUUGGUGGAGGCCAGGGGUGGUCGUGGUGGAUUCCGAGGCUCAUAA